Glossina fuscipes is the source of this 3753-nucleotide messenger RNA. Its product is annotated as spidroin-1-like. The transcript has 5 exons. Gene Ontology annotation, cellular component: extracellular matrix. The record is from RefSeq and is a predicted model, not a curated record. Bases 224 to 3679 code for a protein of 1151 amino acids. Lineage: Eukaryota; Metazoa; Arthropoda; Insecta; Diptera; Glossinidae.
UACGAAAAAAAAAAGUAACAAAAUCUUUGCCGUGCAUGCAUAUUAAACUAUCUGCAUAUAUGUAAACGUGUUCGCGUGUUCACGUAACUAUUUACUAUACAACUCCUUGCCUUGCCUUGCCUUGCCUUGCCUUUAUUGAAAGUCAUUAUCAAUAACUUUAACUCGAUUGUUGUUACGCGGUGUUGUUGCUAUUGUUAUUGUUGUUAUUGCGGAUCUUAACAACAUGUCAACAAGAUUACGUUCAUAUCUGCUGGCUGAGCCAGUUCGUUUAGCUUUGCUAUUAUAUGCUCUGCUGUGCUGUGCAAUGCUAGUGAAUGGCGCAGCUGAAAAUAACUGCAAGCGAGUCAAAGAAAAGUUGCCCACCUUACCAAAAUUAGACACAUUUUCGACGUACGAGCAAAUGCAACAUUAUUUUGAUCAGCGUAGCCAAAGAAGUCUUAAGGUGUUGUAUAACCCAACGCAAGACAGUUACAUUGAAGCUUUUAAUCACCACAACGAGCAGGGUGCACGUAGAAUACGUCGUUCACCUGACGAAUUAAACAAAUUGACCAAAGAACCCACUUUAAUCAAAUUUGAAAUAAGUGAUGCUGUCGAACCAAGCGAGGAAGUUAAGGAGUUGAUACGUAAAUACAGAAGCCAAGAAUUUCAAAAUGAAAAGAACUCUGAUUUGAAAAAAGAGAGCGCUAAGGAGCUAACUAAUGUUUCGCGAAAAAAACGUUCAACUAAGAUUAAGGAACCAUCAAAUUUUCAAGUGAAAUUUAUUCCUUUUGAUAUAACAGAUGCUCGGGAGCCUGAUGAUAAUACGAAAGCAUUAAUAAAACGAAUGCGCGCCUAUGAAAUUGAAAAAGUUAAAGGUAUUGAAGAAGACCAAACAUUGACAUCAACUCCAUCUUUCAUUGACGUCACCCCUUUCAGCAGCAAAACGACAACGAAAGCACACAAGUAUAGAAAGAUGAAGAAAAAUAAACGAUUGCGUCGGUCGGCGCCUGAAAUGAUUAAGUUUGAGAUAUCUGAUGCCAAAGACUCAAAUCCAAUGUUAAAAGCUGUUUAUCCCAAAUACGAACCCAAAACGAGAUUUUUAGAUCACUCUUCUGCUCAUAUAAACGAGGACAAAGCGAAUAUUGCGGCUAGUGAGCGUUUCUUUACCGUUAAAGAGUCCCCUAUAAAAGUUAAAAAGUCCGUAUCAGCAAUGCCACAUGAAGUACAACAUAUUAUUACAAAUAUUUUACAUGAAAAUCAAGGGGGUUUGGGAGCUGCUUACGGGAAAGCUAAUGUGAAAUACAUAGCAGGGCCGGCAGCUGCUUACGUGGCGCCUAAAUUGCUACAGGCUGGAUAUGGCCACGGAUAUGGCGGUGGCGGCGGUAGUGGUGGUGGUGGCGGCUAUGUUAAAUUUUUGCAGCCUCAAUUACAAAUUCAGCCAGUCCCAGUGCAUUACGUUUAUGCCCCACUGAAUUUAGCUGGGGGUGGCGGCGGCCAAGGUGGCGGUCAAGGGGGUGGUCAUGGUGGUGGAAGUGGAGGAUAUGGUGCAGGACAAGGAGGCGGUCACGGUGGUGGGGGAUAUGGUGCAGGGGAAGGAGAUAAUGGGGGUGGAGGAUACGGAGGAGGACAAGGCGGUGGUGCAGGAAAAGGCGGCGGUGCACAACAAGGCGGUUACGGAGGCGGGGCAUAUGGUUCAGGACAAGGUGGUCAUGGCGGUGGUGGUUCUGGUGCAGGACAAGGAGGUCAUGGGGGUGGAGGAUACGGAGGAGGACAAGGAGGUGGUGCAGGAAAAGGCGGUUACGGAGGUGGGGGAUAUGGUGCAGGGCAAGGAGAUAAUGGAGGUGGAGGAUACGGAGGAGGACAAGGAGGUGGUGCAGGAAAAGGCGGCGGUGCAGGAAAAGGCGGCGGUGCAGGACAAGGCGGUUACGGAGGUGGGGGAUAUGGUGCAGGGCAAGGAGAUCAUGAGGGUGGAGGAUACGGAGGAGGACAAGGCGGUGGUGCAGGAAAAGGCGGCGGUGCAGAACAAGGCGGUUACGGAGGCGGGGGAUAUGGUGCAGGACAAAGUGGUCACGGCGGUGGUGGUUCUGGUGCAGGACAAGGCGGGCAUGCAGGUGGAGGAUACGGAGGAGGACAAGGCGGCGGUGCUGGAAAAGGUGGAGGCGCAGGCGGUUACGGGGGUGGAGGAUAUGGGGCAGGGCAAGCCGGCGGAAAAGGUGGUUAUGGUAGUGACGGAGGAGGGGGUGGUGGGCAGUAUCAAGGUAAAAUGGGGGGUGGCGGUGGUGGUGGUGGUGGUGGCAGUGUCUACGUUGGUGGCGACAAGCAAUAUGGCGCAGCAUAUGGUGGCGGCUAUGAAUUAGUUGCCGUUCAAGGUCAACAGGCGCACGCUGCUGGUGCACUUAUACAUGAGGUUUCAAAUAAUGUGGCAGAUUACGGCAGUCAUGGCGCCGUGGUCGCUGACAUUGGUGGUGGUGGUGGCGGCGAUUAUGGCGCACACGAGAUUGAAGUAGCCCCUGCUGCCGUUGUGGAAGAGUCUCAUGGCGAAGCAAUAGUAGCCCAAGUUGCACCGGCUGUUGAAGCUCAUGCCGUGGCUGUCGCCCAACCAGAACCGGUGGCAGCGGUGGAUUAUCAAGCUGCGAAAGUUGGGGGAGGCAUUGGUGGCGCGCAAUUUGCCCCUAAGGUUGAACCUACAGUUGAACAAUAUUCGAAGAGUCCAUCGCAAGAGUUCAAACUUAAAUUGUAUUCCCCGGAGGCAGCGUUUGUUAGAACUCAAAUAGAAGCGAAAUAUGCUGCAGAAGAAGCUGUUCAGAAAGCCGCAGCGGCCGCAACUUACGGCUACGGAGCAGGUGGUCAUGGUGGUUAUGGAUUUGGUGCUGGAAGCGGAGAAGGUGCGGGUGCUGGUGGUCUAAUCAAAGUUGAAUACCAUGCUCCUACCGCUGCUGUUAAAGAGAAUUACAAAAACUCCCUCGAGUUUCAAGAGCUGUCUUCACUGCAACAACAAAAAUUGGUCGCCGCCGAUGUUCAAGCGAGUACAGCUCCCGUAGUGUUUGAUUCGCAGGAGGAACAAAAUGAUGGAUACCUUGCUGGUGGAAAAGGUGCUGGGGUCGCAGCAGAAGCAGCAGCCCAUGUAAUAGUAGGCGGGCAAGCGAACAAAUUUAUAGGUAUGGGUAAAUCUCAACAAUAUGUACCGAUUGGUGAAACUGAAGUUGCCAGUCUAAAAUCCGGUGGUGGCCUUCAGUCAUAUGGUUCUGGCUACGGUCUUUCACCUAAUUACGCUUACACCGCUGGUAAGGGUGGGGGAGGAUUAAAAGGAGGAGGUGGGCUUAACCUUUACGGGGCGGCAUACGGUGGUUUGUCGCCGAAUUAUGGAUAUAGUUCUGGCGGAAAAGCAGGAGCUUUCGAGAAUGGUGUUGCACUGAAAGGGGGAUUGCUCAAAGGGGGUGCCCUAGGCGCUGGUCUAAGCGAUCUUGGUAUCAAUGACAUACAAAAGUUGGAACAAUAUGCCUCACGUUAUGCAUUUGGUUAUCGUAUACGUGAUUUUAAUACCGGCAAUGAUUUUGGCCACAAGCAAAAUCGUGAUGUCGACGGCGUGACACGAGGUCAAUACCAUAUUUUAUUACCGGAUGGUCGUGUACAAAAUGUCAUUUAUAAAGCCGAUGAUACAGGAUUUCAUGCGGAUGUCACUUUCGAAACAGGACAUUAAAGCACUAACACUAAUAAAAUAACACAAAAAAUUUUGCCGCAUUAGAAGUAAUUUUAAUAUAUGCAAUAAACUGU